Tuber melanosporum (Perigord truffle) is the source of this 1598-nucleotide messenger RNA. RefSeq lists its product as uncharacterized. The transcript has 10 exons. Gene Ontology annotation, cellular component: succinate-CoA ligase complex (ADP-forming); mitochondrion. The record is from RefSeq and is a predicted model, not a curated record. Gene Ontology annotation, biological process: tricarboxylic acid cycle. Gene Ontology annotation, molecular function: succinate-CoA ligase (ADP-forming) activity; succinate-CoA ligase (GDP-forming) activity. NCBI's taxonomy places the organism in Eukaryota, Fungi, Ascomycota, Pezizomycetes, Pezizales, Tuberaceae. The coding region runs from base 91 to 1071 and encodes 326 amino acids.
CGAAAAGGGAUCACCAACCCCCCACUAACAACAACGUCCCCUCUCAUUCAUUUUUUCCCAUUGCUCCCUCUUUCGCUUCGCCGACCGACAAUGCUCGCUCUGAAGCGUCUAUCAACCUUCCGUGUAGCCUCCGUGACUCGCGGGUAUUCGACCUCCUCCGGCUACGCUUCUACUGCGAAGAAUUUGCUCAUUAACGCUGAUACUAAGGUUAUCUUUCAAGGAUUUACCGGAAAACAGGGAACGUUCCAUGCGCAACAGGCGAUUGAGUAUGGUACGAAUGUUGUUGGCGGGAUUAGUCCGAGGAAGGCCGGAAGCCAGCAUUUGGAUCGUCCGGUUUUUGGUACUGUGAAGGAUGCUAUCAGCAAGGUCGGAGCCGAUGCUAGCGCUAUAUUCGUUCCACCUCCGGUCGCGGCAAAGUCUAUCGAGGAGGCCAUCGAGGCGGAGAUCAAGCUUGUUGUUUGUAUCACUGAGGGGAUUCCUCAGAAUGACAUGGUCCGGGUUGUGGAUAUGUUGAAGACGCAGAACAAGACCAGAUUAGUGGGACCGAACUGCCCCGGAAUCAUUUCCCCAGGCCAGUGCAAGAUUGGUAUUAUGCCGGGUUUCAUCCACAAGAGAGGCAGGAUCGGUGUUGUCUCUAGAUCUGGAACUCUAACCUACGAGGCUGUAAACCAAACUACUCAGGUUGGACUUGGCCAAAGCUUGGUUAUUGGUAUCGGAGGUGAUCCAUUCUCCGGAACCUCUUUCACUGAUGCCUUGAGUGUUUUCUUGGGAGAUGAUGAAACCGAUGGAAUCAUCAUGAUCGGUGAAAUCGGAGGUUCCGCAGAAGAAGAUGCUGCGGAUUACCUGAAAGCCAACAACCCCAAAAACAAGCCCAUCGUAUCAUUCAUCGCCGGCAUCUCCGCGCCACCAGGGAGGCGGAUGGGGCACGCCGGUGCCAUCGUCAGCGGCGGCAAGGGAGGGGCCGAGUCUAAGAUCUCGGCACUCGAGGAUGCUGGCGCCAUUGUCGAGCGUAGCCCCGCCUCCCUCGGAAAGAGUCUUUACGAACAAUUUGUAAAGCGUGACUUGUUGUGAGCUGGAAUUGGAGAUUGGGUGGUAAUUCUUAUGUUAUAGAGAUGUUUGGGAUUUGGAAGGACGGGAUAGGGGCCUUCCUGUAACUUAGCGGUAACAAAAUACACCUGUUCUUCUGGGGUGAUCUGAGUGAUGGUCAUGAGAUGUCACUCGGAGUUUUAUUGGGUUUUGGUUCCUUUCCGUAUGGUAACUGGUUUCUUUCACUACUUGGCUUUUCUUCGCUACUACUAUACUUGUUGUCGUUAGAUUUCACUCGACUCUUUCUCAUCUCUUCUCCGUCCUUCCCUCAGCUUCACGACCAUGCUUUAUUCAACUAUGGUACGCCGCUUUCUUAUUUGCCAUCUCGUUCUGUUUUCUUUCUUCCUGUGUUUUGCAUAUAUUGUGGAACCGGGCCUUUCGUUUCGUUUAGCCUCUCCUUUCCCCUUCUUACUCCCUUGAUCGGCGACACACCACUUGUAGACUAGGUGCAGUUGACGAUCGAGCUUCCUUUCUCCUUCUCAAGCCAUACACAACUACAAUUGCUUCGAGCG